Neomonachus schauinslandi (Hawaiian monk seal) is the source of this 3716-nucleotide messenger RNA. It is a transcript of the gene NUMB, whose product is annotated as NUMB endocytic adaptor protein. Lineage: Eukaryota; Metazoa; Chordata; Mammalia; Carnivora; Phocidae. The transcript has 13 exons. Gene Ontology annotation, molecular function: cadherin binding. The record is from RefSeq and is a predicted model, not a curated record. The coding region runs from base 415 to 2376 and encodes 653 amino acids.
GCUACUGAAAUGUCUUGAAACUUACAAGUCUCCUCUUUCUCAAACACAGAGGAAACACAGAGUUAGAAGGAGAGAAGACAACAGUCACAGGAAGAGGAACUUGAUAUUGCAACACACCUCUCCUUGAACUCCACAGAACUUUCCCAGCAACUUCUGCUUUGAACCUUCCGUGCACAAAUCUGAUUUGGAGCUUCAGCAACUUCUUCCAGGGAGGAGGUCCAGUGUAGCUGCUAUUGCGACCCAAGAUCUUGAUUCACAUCCACAGAUUGGAAUAUUGGUGUACCAGCCAUCCUCAGACACCUCACUAAGGACAGAUGAGGAAACUGAGGCUUGGUGAAGUUACGAAACUUGUCCAAAGUCACACAGCUUGUAAAGGGCACAGCCAAGAUUCAGAGCCAGGUUGUAAAAAUUAAAAUGAACAAACUACGGCAAAGUUUUAGGAGAAAGAAAGAUGUUUAUGUUCCAGAGGCCAGUCGUCCACAUCAGUGGCAGACAGAUGAAGAAGGGGUUCGUACUGGAAAAUGUAGCUUCCCAGUUAAGUACCUUGGCCAUGUAGAAGUUGAUGAGUCAAGAGGAAUGCACAUCUGUGAAGAUGCUGUAAAAAGAUUGAAAGCUGAAAGGAAGUUCUUCAAAGGCUUCUUUGGAAAAACUGGAAAGAAAGCAGUUAAAGCAGUCCUGUGGGUAUCAGCAGAUGGACUUAGAGUUGUGGAUGAGAAAACUAAGGACCUCAUAGUUGACCAGACAAUAGAAAAAGUUUCUUUCUGUGCCCCAGAUAGGAACUUUGAUAGAGCCUUCUCUUACAUAUGCCGGGACGGCACUACUCGGCGCUGGAUCUGUCAUUGCUUUAUGGCUGUCAAGGACACGGGUGAAAGAUUGAGUCAUGCAGUAGGCUGUGCUUUUGCGGCCUGUUUAGAACGGAAGCAGAAGCGGGAGAAGGAAUGUGGAGUGACUGCUACUUUUGAUGCCAGUCGGACCACUUUUACAAGAGAAGGAUCAUUCCGUGUCACAACAGCCACCGAGCAAGCAGAAAGAGAGGAGAUCAUGAAACAAAUCCAAGAUGCCAAGAAAGCUGAAACAAAUAAGACAGUUGUUGGAUCAUCGGCGGCCCCUGGCAAUACUGCCCCACCCCCGUUCUCUCCCACGUCUCCCACUUCGGAUGCCGCUGCCUCCCUGGAGACAAGCAAUCCUCAUGCCAUCCCGCGUCGGCAUGCACCCAUUGAACAGCUUGCUCGCCAAGGCUCGUUCCGAGGAUUUCCUGCUCUCAGCCAGAAGAUGUCACCCUUUAAACGCCAGCUAUCCCUGCGCAUCAAUGAGUUGCCUUCCACUAUGCAGAGGAAGACUGAUUUCCCCAUAAAAAAUGCAGUGCCAGAAGUAGAAGGAGAGGCAGAGAGUAUCAGCUCUCUGUGCUCACAGAUCACCAAUGCCUUCAGCACCCCCUCCGAGGACCCCUUCUCAUCUGCCCCAAUGACCAAACCAGUGACGGUGAUAGCACCACAGUCUCCUGCCUUUCAAGCUAAUGGCACUGACUCAGCCUUCCAUGUGCUUGCUGCUAAGCCAGCCCAUACUGCUCUAGCACCCGUAGCAAUGCCUGUGCGUGAAACCAACCCCUGGGCCCAUGCCCCUGAUGCUGCUAACAAGGGAAUUGCAGCCACACAUUCGGGGACCGAGUGGGGUCAAUCUUCUGGUGCUGCAUCUCCAGGUCUCUUGCAGGCUGGUCACAGACGCACUCCCUCUGAGGCUGACCGCUGGUUAGAAGAGGUGUCCAAGAGCGUCCGGGUGCAGCAGCCCCAGGCCUCAGCUGCUCCUUUGCAGCCAGUUCUCCAGCCUCCUCCACCCACUGCCAUGACCCAGCCAGCGCCGCCUUUCCAAGGGAACGCAUUCCUCACCUCUCAGCCUGUGCCAGUGGGCGUGGUCCCACCCCUGCAGCCAGCCUUUGUCCCUGCCCAGUCCUAUCCUGUGGCCAAUGGGAUGCCCUAUCCAGCCCCUAAUGUGCCUGUGGUGGGCAUCACUCCCUCCCAGAUGGUAGCCAACGUGUUUGGCACUGCAGGCCACCCUCAGGCCGCCCACCCCCAUCAGUCUCCCAGCCUGGUCAAGCAGCAGACAUUCCCACAGUAUGAGACAAGCAGUGCUACUGCCAGUCCCUUCUUUAAGCCGCCUGCUCAGCACCUCAACGGUUCUGCAGCUUUCAAUGGUGUAGACGAUGGCAGGUUGGCCUCAGGAGAUAAGCACACAGAGGUUCCUGCAGGCACCUGCCCAGUGGAUCCUUUCGAAGCCCAGUGGGCUGCAUUAGAAAGCAAGUCCAAGCAGCGUACUAACCCCUCUCCCACCAAUCCUUUCUCCAGUGACUUACAGAAGACGUUUGAAAUUGAACUUUAAGCAGUCUCUAUGGCUUAUGUAUUGUCUGUACUUAGCAAGGGGGUCAGAGGAGCAAAGGGAACUUUGUGUUCCCAAUCAGUAUACUUUUCACCAAUCCCAAAGGUCCCAAGGCAUGUCCAGGCAGAGAGUGCUAGGAGAGGUGAUUUUGAAAAAAACGGAAAAAACAUUCCUAGAGAAGAGUUGUCUUGCAGUUAGGCUAAAGAAGUCAAGGAAAUGUUUCCCUCUGUCCCCCUCCUACUCCCUCAGCCCCUUACAAAUCUCUGGCAACAGAGAGGCAGAAAUAUCUCAACAGGAAUCUGUAUUCAAAGCACAUUUACUGGAAUUCAAAACACAACGGAAGCAAAACAAUCUCCCUUUGUUUUUCAGGCCAUUCACCUGCCGCCUCUCAGUACUGGCCUGUCUUAGAGAUCAAGAACAUGGUGGCCUGUGCUUGGGCUGGGGACGGGAGGCAGGCUAUGUCGCCAGAAUUCCCAGGAGAGCACAUCAGCAACUGCCCAACAGAGCUAUAUUUUAGGGGCAAAGUUGAGCUUCCACUUUGAGUAAGAAUAAAUAUUAUAAAUAUAUAUAUCAAAAAAAAGCCAAAAUCUUUAUUUUUAUGCAUUUAGAAUAUUUUAAAUAGUUCUCAAUAUUAAAAAGUUGUGUGAGUUGUAAGUAAUCUUACCAAAGGUAAAAGGGUUAGCUGUAAGAAAUUGUACAUAAGAUUGAUUUAUCAGUGAUGCCUAUUGAAGCGGAGAGAGGAAAGGUUGGGAGUUGCAGAUGGGGUCCCUAGCUUAUCUGGUAUCAUUCAUUGUAAGUAGCACAUUGCAGCAACAAUCAUGCAAAUGACCAAUACAGUCACUAGGUUGUAGUUUUAAAGAAAACGAAAGAGCAGUAUUGUCCUGGUUUUAAACCUGUGAUGAAAUUCUAAUGUCAUUAUUUUAAUGGAAUCAGUCUAAAUACUCUAUAGAGAAUAUGCAUCUUCUUUCAUAUACUGCUGCAGUUUAUGUUAAUCCUCUACUUAACACUAAGGUGACAAUGACAGAAUCACAUCCCUCAAUGGGGAGCGCAGGCUACUGUGUUGGUUUGUCAUGUGGGUCUUGUUUUGUCCUUUAGGUUUUGUCCCCACGAGUUUUGUGGGGAUGGAGAUUCUAGUUUUAUUAGCUGUGUGUGCGUCUGUCCCCCCACGUGGUGAGCAGAACGUCCCGUUGCCAGUGGCGGCCUCUUGACCUCUGGUAACAACGUGAGGUCCCAUCUCAUUCUUACUUUUGAACGUUGGCCUUACAAUCAAAUGUAAGUUAUAUAUAUUUGUACUGAUGAGAAUUUAUAAUCUGCUUUAACAAAAAUAAAUGUUCGUGGUAGAA